Molecule: messenger RNA, 5118 nt
Organism: Argiope bruennichi
Lineage: Eukaryota; Metazoa; Arthropoda; Arachnida; Araneae; Araneidae
Exons: 28
Coding region: 1-5118 (1705 amino acids)
Biological process (GO): lipid transport
Molecular function (GO): lipid carrier activity
Source: RefSeq, a predicted model, not a curated record
AUGAAGUUCUUAGCCGCAGCCUUAGCGCUGCUCCUUGUGGGAGUUGCAAGUGCCAUACCUAGCAUACAAUUGAAAUACCCAGAAUUUGUGAAGGAUAAAACACUCUUAUAUGAUGUUUGGAUCAAUAUCACGAGCGGAAUCCCUGGAAUGCACCCCCAGGUUUCAAAAUCGGCUAUGAAAAUGGAACUUAAGAUAUACGGUCACACUACGAAGGAAGCUUUCAUUGCGUUUGACCAGGUCGAGGUCAGUAAUUCAGUUGCUAGUGUUGGAAGUUCAGUUGAUCCCGUGGAAAUGAAGACCAAUUCAGAGCUGCAAGAAAAACUGAGAAUACCAAUCAAAGUCACUUUUGAAAAUGGAAAGGUAACAAGUUACACACUUGACGGCGAAGAAAGCAUUGAGUCUAAGAAAAUAAAGAGAACCAUUCUGCGCCAUUUGGAAGUACGAUUGGAUAAGAAAGCCUUGCAGUCUACUGGUCAGCUGAGCUUGCCACUAACGUACAACCACACCGUGCCCACAUCAGUUGGAAACUAUAGCUCUCACUACAUCAUAACUUCGAGCCCUAACCCAGACUUCCCCAAAGAGAAAAACGUGAUAAACAUCACUCGAACCGACAACUACGAAGUUAUCCCCUACUUGGCGUACCACGUCCAUCACAAUUUCGAACAACAGGGAUGUCCAGGUGUCUGCAAGAAAGACCACGUCGAAAAUCAAUUUUCCGCAGGUUGUCCUGCUGAAUUUGAACCAUAUCAUACGCCGAUGAAAAAAUCAUUCGUUCAACAUCAUAGUUUGAUAAAAUACAAGGAUUCAGUCAUCACUAGCAUAGUCCAAACCACAGAAACUCAUGUUGCUGACAUCUACGAUCAAAAUAUGGAAGUGGCAAUUAACUCUCUGAUUCGAUACAAGGAUGUAAGUGAAACACCUAUAACUGAGCCUACGGAUCAACCAACACAACCAGACCUCGAAGACUGGAGUAAAGAAACAAAUGAGAAAGAAUUGGAUGAUCAUUGCAAAAUCCUCAGAACAAAAGAUGCCAUUCCUACUGUGAAAGAAAUGUUGAACCAUAUUACGCAGAUCGUUCUCAAGAGCAGCAUCGAUGGUGACAGCAAGGAUAUCGGGGAGAAACUCGUCUUCCUCCAGAAAGCAUUGUCUCUUAUGAGGCGCAAGGACCUCGAGGUGAUUCAGAAAGACAUUGUUCCCUAUGAAAGCAUAAAACAUGCCACAGAAGAAGAGAAAAUCAAGAGGCAAAUCUGGUUGGACACCUUGCCGUUAAUUGGAAGUUCAGAAUCCAUUACUUACAUCGUCGAUUUGAUUAAAAACAACAUUAACAAGAAACAUCAUGCAUUCAUAUCUUUGUGGGAAUGCAAAAGCAUACUGGAAGAUCUCCCAAUGAAUAUUUACAAGCCAGACGACAAAACUAUCCAAAGUCUGAGCGAACUUCUCGAAGCUCUAACAGAUCGCACAAAACCAGGUUUUGGAAUGUAUUAUUCUGCAGCCCAUAUGGCAGUGGCUAGGGUCAUCCGCAACAUAUGUGCCGUGAGCAACGGAAUUGAAGUAGAAGUAGACAACAAGCCAAAUUACUUGCAGAUGUUACUGAAGGAAACUGAUGACGAUUACAAAAACAUUGGAUGUCCGAAAACUGAUGUCAAGAGAUUUAUUAUGGAUGUAACACAAAAGCUGAAAGGAAACACAGACCGACUAAAGAGAAUAAUCUAUAUUGAUUCUUUGACUCAAACUGGUUUGAAAUCUGUAAUUCCAAUCGUGAAGCCUUACGUGCAAGGAUACAGUAUUUCUGGAGAAACGCCCAGUUAUGUGGACUUUGUUAGAUCAGCCGGAAUUAAUGCUCUUCACAAUCUUGUGGAUAAACACUCCAAGGAAAUAAAAGACAUCGUCCUCCCGAUAUAUACCAACAAAAAUGAGCCACCAAAAAUCAGGACUGCUGCCUUUGGUGUCUUUGCAAGAUCAUACCCUACGCUUGGCGAUCUGCAGCACGUAGCCGAAGAGACUUGGCACGAACCAAGCAUUGAAGUCGGAAGCUACGUCACAUCUACAUUGGAAACCCUUGGAAAUUCUAGCAUUCCAUGCGAUCAACUGACCGCACGUCGUAUUAAGAAAGUUUUGCCCCGAAUCAAACGAUUCGCUGUUGGAAAGCACCAUGCCCAGAAUGUUUUGACAACUAUUUUUGAUGAUAUUCGAGGAUUUGGAAUAGAACACGUCCUUCAAUUUACACCAAGUAACGAAUCCUUCAUUCCAAGCACUAUCUACGCUGCUUUAGGAUACAACGCAGACAGUUUGAGAGAUUUCUACUACAAAUAUGCAAUCAAUUCCCAAGGUUUCAACUCAUUCAACAUUUGGGAUAAGGUUUUCGAAGUCUUCAGUCUGCACCCUGCUGAGAGCAUUCCAAAGCAAAAGGAGUCCGAUAUUUUCCCUCAGGUCAAAAUGGUCGAUAGAGCUACCGAGUUCUGGAGAUUCACCAUCUUCCAAAAACUAUUCUACUCUAUGUCCUAUUAUUACAUGGAUGAUCUGGAAUAUCUGAGAGGAGACUUGUUAGACCUAUUGAAAGAACAUAUAAAGCAAUUCCUCACGUGGGAAAGAGGUACCAUCCAUGGCCAUAUAGUGAAAGUGUGGAUGCCUUCUACAUUCCAGUCAAGGGCCUUCGUUCAAACUUUACCGUACCCCGUCCAGUUUGAAAUGAAGAACCCAAUGCUUCUUUCAUUGAAGCUUGAUAUAAAACGAAAAAACGACGGAUUUUCAGCUGAUAUUCAUCCAAGCCUCUAUCACUCCAUGUUGUACUCCAACGGAAUGCUCAACCUUGGAGACUGCAAGCAUGUCGGAGUAUAUCACGAAACAAAAAUAGCAACAACUUACCCCGUCAAGAUUACCGUCGCUGUGGAGGAGGGCAAAUACCACGUGUCUUACAGCUUCCCAGAACUCCCGAAAAAGGUCUUCGUUUACCACUCUGAAGCCGGAACUUAUACCACGAAGCACAACUUGGAAGCCCAGCCCACAACAACUGAAAAGAGAGUAAUCAGGACGAUCCCAUCUUCGUUUGUGAGAAACAGUACGUUUGGCGUUGUCGGAUUUCCUCUUUUCCGUAGCGAUAUCCUAACCGAAGAUAUUUCCUUUGGUUACGAGCAAGUACCGCGAAAUAUCAAAGAAGCAUUGGACCAGACUAUUGAAGAUUUCCUGAACCCCGGAUGGAGAAGAAAAACUGUUGAAAUCUCGAGGAUACCCGAUAGCAUCUUCUGGCCUCCUAAGACGGAGGUUAAGAUGCAUAUCACCCUUCAGCACGAAUUCAUCAAGUCUACAUCAAAAAGUAAUUUUGACUUUUUCAAAAAAUUUACCAUCGAUGAAGUCAGUGAAAAAAAUAUCAUAUCAGAAGAAAAUUUACUGAAAGAAGAAAUCAAAAAAUUCGGACACGUUUAUGACAGUCUCUCCAUUUCUGUUGAACAGAAAGUUAGUGACCAAGUCACUAACACGGCUUAUUUACACGUGGCGUACAAGCGCACAUUAGAGGGAUUCAUUCACCAUGUUGGCGUGAACGCCACUGCCAAAGUUUAUGGACUGCCACUUGGAGCAACCUCAAACUUCAUUGCAAUGUACUUCGACAGACCAAAUGAACUCAAGUAUUCAGAAGACCAUUAUGGACAGCAGAAAGGAAUUAUAGUAGGUUCCAUUCGGUUACAAGACAAACCCUACGUUACUGCUAAAGUUAUCCUGAAAUACAAGUCUCUGGAAGAACACCUGAACAAGGGACUGCAAAAACCUCUUCCCUCUAAAUAUUUCUAUCCUGAAACACACGAGGAGUGUCUUGAAGAUAUGAAGAAAGGAAAGGUGCAUUCUGUUGCUUGCAUCAAAGCCAUCAAAGAACAUGCCAUCUACAACAGAAUGAAAAUUCAUUUGUUUUGGGGAGAGGAUAUACAGGACACUCCUAUAGUGAGAGAUAUUUUACACAAAGUCGAUAUUGCUAUUAAACAUGCUUUCUUCAAUCACCUCAGCGUUGAAAGGAACUAUUGCGUAAUUCCACACUACAUUAACGUUGAUGUAACAUACAUCGACAAGUUGACGGACAAGCCUGUUGUUGAUGUUGUCCUACAAAAGCCUUCAGAAACAUUGAAAUUCUACAAAGUAGAUCCAACCUUCAUUCAGCCAAUAUCCAGCAUUUACAGCGUUCCAGAAACUUAUGUUCAAUACCACACCAACAACACAUAUCCGGCUACCUGCACUUUGAUGAAGAAUUCCGUCAGAACAUACGACUUGAAGACUAUCCAUUUAGUAAGAAGAGAGACAUGCUCUUAUAUUUUGAGUACUCACUGUGUGCGACACAAGAAGUUCGCUGUGAUUGUAAAGAUAGAUCCACGCCAUCCUGAAUCAAAAGAGGUUCAUCUUCACAUCGGAAGGCAUUCAGUAGUUUUGACGCCUGGAAAAGAAUGGGAGUACGAAAUUCAAUAUGACGACAAACCCCAAACUAUCCAAUAUCUGGCAGAAGUUAUGCUACAUGAAACAGAAAAGAUUUACGCUGUGGUUAAAAAACCUAUGGAUGGACAUGCCUUUAUUGAAAUCCAUGGCGAGAAGGCUGGAAUCAAAGUAACAUAUGAUGGAGAACAUGUAAAGAUACAGGUGCAUCCAAGAUAUAAGGGCGAGUUGUGUGGUUUGUGCAGUGAAUUUGAUGGCGAAAUCGUUAGAGAAUUGAGAGGCCCAGACAGGUGUCUGUAUUCUAGCAUUUAUGACUAUGGAAAUUCUUGCGCCUUGGGAAAUUGCUACAAAUCCAAGCCAGAACACCCACACAUUUGUGACACGCCCAUCUAUCGCCGUAUGCCUUCGGAAGACAUAGAUGAAAUUAGCAGACAAGAAUAUGAACCAAAAGUGAAGAGAAACAAAGUCCUUCCAAAAGAUGACAAACUUUGCUUCAGUACCAGACCUCUCCCUGCCUGUGAAUCACAAGAUGUGAUAAAAGUGAAAGAAAGCAAAGAAGUUGAAUUCCACUGCUUACCCAAAUCCGACCGUCUUGCAAGGAAAUUAGUUUCAGAAUCAAAAAGAAGGAUUUUAGGUGAACUGGAAACUAAGGAAGUGGACAUCACAGUAGAAGUUGAUUAUCCAAAACUAUGUGCUAUCCAAUAA